Molecule: messenger RNA, 717 nt
Organism: Aspergillus campestris IBT 28561
Lineage: Eukaryota; Fungi; Ascomycota; Eurotiomycetes; Eurotiales; Aspergillaceae
Exons: 5
Coding region: 1-717 (238 amino acids)
Source: RefSeq, a predicted model, not a curated record
AUGACGCAUAACCCACAAAAUUACGGCUGGCCUAGCCGGUCAUCACAACCGCUUCAACCCCCAUCCAUGGCAGUGGGUCAGCCCGCGUUCGCACCCCCACACAGCAUGUCUUCAUCGGCUGGAUAUCCUGCAUAUGGUCACCAACUUCCUCCCUCCCAAAGCUUCUACCCGCCAGGAGCCCCUUCGUCACACUAUCUUUUACCACAAGCCCGCCAGCAACCCCGAAGUUCCUCCAUUUCUUACUCUUAUCCCAGCAGCUCGCUAGCCAGCAGUCCUUCAGCCAUGCAUGAUCACCCGUUCACCUUGUCACCCCCAUCAUAUCUUAUGAACCAGUCAGAAUACUACCUCACCCCGAGUUCCUCCAUCUCAUCAGUAUCCAACUCGAGCUCAAUAGCCGUGAGCCCCCAGCCACCGAACUUGAUGCCCCCCAGCACGGUGUACUCCUCGCCAGAUUCCGUCCCAGCCUCGUCAGACCCCGAGCAGCAAGUCCGAGUCAUAAGCUUCCGACCAAAGCCGCAGUGUUGGGAUCACGGGUGCAACGGACGCGAGUUUUCCACAUUCAGCAACCUCCUCCGUCAUCAACGAGAAAAGUCCGGCGUUGUCGCCAAAGCGGAAUGCCCCAGCUGCGGUGCGGUUUUUACUCGUACCACGGCACGAAAUAUCCAUGUCGCCCAAGGGAAGUGCAAAGGGAGUGGACGAGACAUGUCCGCGGAGUAA